GAGAGAGAGAGAUGCGCAGUACCGGGAGUGAGUGUGUCUGCAGUCAGUCGGACUUGCACCGGGAGCAGCAGCAUCGUCAGAUCCGUUUGAUUUGACAUGACGACAGAACCAGAUAGCAAAUCAGAGCAGCAGGGAGCCAGUGCAGCUCCGCCCCAUUCGGCCCCGCCCCUUGACAACCAGCUACCUCCUGCUGCUGCACACAGCACACCUGUUAGAAAAGAGCAGGGUGGAGAGCGAGAGGGGGGCGGAGUCCUGCAAGGGAAACCUGAUCACCAUCCGCCCGAGGACGACCGCACCUCACAUUGGUCAUCGUCCAGUAAAGUGAGUCGCUCUCCACUGAAAGUGAGCAGGAAACCCAAAAACAUGCAGUGCAAAAUCAGUCUGCUGGACGGCUCCGACUACACCUGUGUGGUAGAGAAGCAUGAUAAAGGUCAAGUUCUGUUUGAUAAAGUCUGUGAACAUCUCAACCUGCUGGAGAAAGAUUACUAUGGUAUUACAUUCCGCGAUGUAGAAAAUCAAAAGAACUGGUUAGAUCCGAUCAAAGACAUGAAGAAACAGAUCCGAGGAGUCGCCUGGAAUUUCUCCUUUAAUGUGAAGUUUUACCCUCCUGAACCCACGCUGCUCUCUGAAGAUAUUACACGAUAUUACCUGUGUUUACAGUUGAGGGAUGAUAUCGUAUCGGGUCGUCUGCCAUGUUCGUUUGCCACUCACACAGUUCUGGGCUCGUAUACAGUGCAGUCGGAGUUGGGCGAUCACGAUCCAGAUGAGUAUGGCGCUGAUUACGUCAGCGAGUUUCGUUUCGCACCUUAUCAGACCAAAGAGAUGGAGGAGAAGAUCAUGGACCUGCACAAGAACUACAAAGGAAUGACACCAGCAGAAGCUGAAAUGCAUUUCCUGGAGAAUGUAAAGAAAUUGUCAAUGUACGGAGUCGACCUCCAUCAUGCAAAGGAUUCAGAGGGCGUGGAGAUCAUGUUGGGCGUGUGUUCCUCCGGCCUCCUCGUCUACCGUGACAGACUUCGCAUCAACCGCUUCGCCUGGCCCAAAGUCCUGAAGAUCUCCUACAAACGCAAUAACUUCUACAUCAAGAUCCGGCCGGGCGAGUUCGAACAGUUUGAAAGCACAAUCGGCUUUAAACUACCCAAUCACAGAGCAGCCAAGAGACUGUGGAAAGUUUGUGUGGAGCACCACACCUUCUUUAGGUUGGUUUCUCCAGAAAUGCCACCUAAGAAGUUCCUCACACUUGGUUCCAAGUUUCGCUACAGCGGCAGAACGCAGGCUCAGACGAGACGGGCCAGUUCUCAGAUAGUUCGUCCAGCGCCGUAUUUCGAGCGAUCCUCCAGCAAACGUUACACAAUGUCUCGAAGUCUAGAUGGAGCUCAGCGGAGUUCACCCAUGAGCACAGCGACAGUCAAUGGUACUAGACCAACAGAGAUGGGUACAACGUUUUACAGCACAGCUAAAGGCAUCGCUGUGAGUGACCUCAUCACCACAGUAACACCAGAGAAGAAAGCAGAAGAGAUGCGUGAGGAGGAGCGAUCUGUGCUGCGGGUGGAGAGUGUUGUCGUGGUGGAGGAAGAGGAAGAGAUGACAAGAACGACUGAAGUUUCACUGCCGAGUCCACAAACACCUGCACGACAGGACACACGGACUGAUUUAACAGACACAGCUGUCGAUGGAGAAUUAACUGCCACUGAGUCGGAUCAAGAUGACGAGUCUGAAAUAAAGAUGCAGGAAAUUGAACGUACACCAGACGAGCUGCUCAAACAUCAAACCAACAUCAGUGAGAUGAAGAGAACAUUCCUGGAGGGCGGAGCGGAUCGGACGGGCCUGACCGAGUGGGAGAAGCGUAUGCAACGAUCACCACGUCUGGAUGAGGUGCCCAUGAUCGAACCGCUCGUACCAGAUGAGGAGUCUGACGGGUGGGUCAUUAUAAACAAGGUUCCUCCUUUUGAACCAGAAAAGGUUCCUCCUAAGAAACCAGAAAAAACAUCUACUUUAGUACAAGAAAAUGUUCCACCAAUUGUAUCAGAAAAAGGUUCUUCUAUUGUACCAGAGGAGCUUCCUUCUAAAGUACUAGAGAAAACUCCACCUGAAGUACCAGAAAAAGUUCCUCCAGUUGAACCCGAAAAUGUUCCUCCCAUCGUUCCAGAAAAAGGCUCUACUAUUGUACCAGAUGUUCCUCCUAAGGUACCACAGAAAAUUCCUCCUAAGGUACCAGAGAAGAAACACUCAGCCAACUACCGAUUUGUGGCAGCCACUAGCACAUCAGCCACCAGUGAUGCAUUAGAAGACCCAAAGUUCAAAGCUCAAGAAGAUAUCUCGGGUAAGUCAGCCGUUAUGGCCGAGGAGUUGAGCUACAAGUCCUACACGUUCAGUAGAUCUUACGACACUACCUCCAAUAAGACUGUCACCAUGGCCACCCGAUCCAAAGAUGACGACCUGCCGUCGCCCCAACCUGCAAAACUCUAUGACCAACUCAUUGCUGCCACCAUUAAGGUCAUUCCCGUCACAUUUGAGCAUCCAAUCACAGGCGUGAGCGCUGCAGAGAGCGUCAGUGUCCCUGUAAUCACAGUCAAGGAGGUCAGGACGCCAUCGCCCUCCGAGCCUGCGGUGAGGACGGUUGUGGCCAUCCCCUCCAGUGAGGAAAUUGGAGAUGGCGAGAAAGCUGAUUUGCGUCUGCUAACUGACCGAAGCUCCCCAACACCACAAUCCCCGCUCAGAUCUCCUCUCAAAUCACCAAUCAGAUCAGCUGCAGAUCUCAGGCUGAGCCCCAGCCCGGUGUCCUUUCUCACCAAAACAUCUCCUACAGCCCGAGUGCCUAAGCCCAGUUUUGACGAGAUGUCUCCUGAGCUCACGGCUCUCUUACGGUCCACAAGUAGCUGGACGUCAUCCUCUCCACCUGCUCAGACUCUUACCUUCCAUAAGACAUCAGAGAGUCAAGAGAGGCAUCCAGAAAAAGGCCAAUCAGAAGAAGAGGAAGAGCGGCGUGCAGAUAAACCCCUGGAGCAGCCUCAGGUAGAGCUACCCGAAUCUCCAGAGGUCCCCUUGGAGCCUGAUGUGUAUUAUCAAGCGCGUGUUGUUUGUGUAGAGCCGCUGAGCUCUGUACGAGUCCUCGAUGAGUCCGAAUCAGAUUCUGAUGAUGAUGCCAGUGACUCCAGCAGUGUAAACUCCGCAAACUUCAAUGUGCCCCUCUCGCCCUCGAGCGUGACCCCCACAGGAGCCGCUUCAUCCAGUGACAGCGAGUCUGAAGGCGAGAGUUUCUCUCUGUCCACUGACGAUGAUGACGAUCAGGGAUCAGGUGACCAGUCGCCCAACGGCCUCCCCUCCCUCCUCAUGGCGGUUGAGCAGAGGGGCGUGGCUGAGGGUCACAGCGGGGAGGUAGAACUCACUGCCAGUUUAGAGUCAGGAGACACAGACAUACAGGAGAUGAAAACCAUCACAUAUGAGUCUCAGCAGUGCGAAACGGACGAAGACGCUGAAUCUGGAAUUCUGAUGAGCGCUCAGACGGUUACAUCAGAAACCAGCAGCACCACCACCACCACACACAUCACAAAGAUGGUGAAGGGUGGCGUCUCAGAGACCAGAAUUGAGAAGAGAAUUGUGAUCUCAGGAGAUGCAGAUAUUGACCAUGAUGAGGCUCUAGCUCAGGCUAUUAAAGAAGCGAAAGAACAACAUCCAGACAUGUCAGUGACCAAAGUCAUGGUCCAUAAAGAGACGGAGAUCACACCGGAGGAGAGCGAGGAGUGACGCUGGAUUAACACCAUCCGCACGCUUUCAGGAAAAAUCUCACAUGUUCACACUGUGUAAAAAUAAAGGAUGCUUCCGAUAAACUGACAACGGGAACAGCAGCAUAAACGAAUGAAUUGCAGCCAACUUCAUCUGGACAUGACUGGAGUAACACACACACACACACACACACACACACACAUAC
This is a messenger RNA of Myxocyprinus asiaticus (Chinese sucker), 3931 nucleotides long. RefSeq names its product band 4.1-like protein 3. Lineage: Eukaryota; Metazoa; Chordata; Actinopteri; Cypriniformes; Catostomidae. Gene Ontology annotation, cellular component: cytoskeleton; plasma membrane. Gene Ontology annotation, biological process: cortical actin cytoskeleton organization. Bases 97 to 3747 code for a protein of 1216 amino acids. The record is from RefSeq and is a predicted model, not a curated record. Gene Ontology annotation, molecular function: structural molecule activity; actin binding. The transcript has 24 exons.